This is a messenger RNA of Funneliformis geosporum, 409 nucleotides long. The record is from the annotation of a GenBank genome assembly. Lineage: Eukaryota; Fungi; Glomeromycota; Glomeromycetes; Glomerales; Glomeraceae.
UAGAUUUAGAAAGUAUUGUUUCAAAUGAAGAGUUUUCCACUAUCCUAAAGAAAAAAGGUAAAGUUAGACCUAUUUGGAUUCUUUUUGUUGAUGGUGGACUUGAUAAAAAUCUGAAACAUAUGAAAAAUAUUAUUCAAUAUGCUCACCUUUUCUGUGCUCUUGAUCUGAACUACUUGAUAAUUUGUACUCAUGCUCUAGGUCAAAGUAUAUAUAAUCUGGUCGAACGUAGUAUGGCUUCUUUGUCUGCAAAACUUGCUAAUAUCACUUUACCUGUGAAGGAAUUCAGAUCACAUCUAAAUAGUCAAGGGAAAGUAGUAGAUGAAGAGGAUGACAUACAUGAGAAACCUGUGAUAGUGGAAUAUGUCGACCAGAAAAGACAUCUAUUCAAUGAUCCUAAGCCUUUAAUAUU